CAGGCUACACAUUCACUACACCUGCGCCGUUUGCAGACACGGACCUCACGAGCCCCUGUGUCUGUCCUGUCGUCUCUGGAGACAUCAUCGUUCUGACGGCUCCUUCCUGCCGGAGGGCUGGUAACAUCCCAACCAGGAGCAUCCCCCUUCAUCAUGGUGUUCCAUCUUUAAGUCAUCACGUUUUCCCAAGACUGAAUUCCUCUCCAAGACACUGGCAGGAUCUCGAUGGAGAGCUUCAUUGAGCUCUAGAGGCCGUGCUGAUGCUCCUGAUGCUUUAGUGAAGCAGUGAUGCUCGUGAAUAUCACAACAACAGAAGGCGGUCACCUGUAAUCUGCACUUGAAAGUUAUUGACGUGGAGUUACGAGUCAUGGCUACCCGAGUUGCGGCAUUCUGCAUCCUCCUGGGCAGCAUUGCAGUAAUCUGCACCGCCAGAUGCAGCAGGUCAAGACCUACAAAAGGGUGUGGAAGGACCAUGAGCGCAUAUCGUGGAACCAUCAAAUCACCAGGCUUUCCAAACCCAUAUCCCCCUGCGCUAACAGAAGACGACCAGGUCUGCCAAUGGAUGAUCAGCCUUCCCUACGGACAUGGUAUCAAGGUCUACCUGUACGACUAUGACUUCAACUUCGAACCGAACGACGUUUCCACGGUGUACGACGAAUUGCAAAUCUUUAGGGACAUAGCCUGCAGUGAAGCCGAUAGGGAAAGGACGUUUGUUGGCAACCUUAGUGCCACAUCGCUUAUUCACCUACCUAGCCACUGGGCAUGUAUCAAAUUCAUCAGGAGGACACUUCAAAACCUUCAACAUACUGGCUUCUCUCUGUCCUAUGAAGUUAUUGACGCGAACAGUGACUGCGGGGUAAACAAGACGACGAGGCUUCUCUCUGAAGAGGGCUACAUUUUCAGCCCAGGCUACUCCAUAUCCAGUUAUCCACAAGACCUAGAGUGCACGUGGUUGGUGGAGUCCCAGCCCGGCAGUACCAUUGCCGUCACUUUCCUGGACUUUCAGCUCAGCUACACCUAUAGCUGUGACUUCGCUGCAGACUACGUACAGAUCGGAAACUCUAAUACAUCGUAUGCCUUUAAAUACUGUGAUUCGGACUCGCCGCAGCCUUUUCAAACAAAAGAUAACCGACUAUGGGUAUUCUUCAAGUCCGGGCAAUGGAGACAUCGGGGAUUUUGGUUAUACUACAAAGGGUCCGGAGACUCAAUCGAUUCAGAUCGACCAAGUUCAGAUUACUGGAAAACAGGUUCCGUCAAAUUUGGAUGGAGCCGUGGUGACGAUACAGGCGGGACGUCAUUUGUAGGAUGGAGUAGGGACUCCAACAAAGUGGACCCCUUCAAAAAGUCAAAUGGAGGAAGAAUACAUCUGUCAUACCAGCUCAUACUAGCAGAGGUCAUCAUAGCUGCGACUUCAUUACUCACCAGACGAAACUGAAUUUCAAAACCUACAUCUCAUUACGUCAUGCAAAAAAGAACAAGCAAAAAGAUAAAUCUAAUUUGUUGCUUUGUGUGUCAUUUUUGGGAGUUUGAUAGAAAAUCGAAAACCAUCAGGACAGAAAUAUUAGUUGCUUUGCCGUAUUCAAGAGACGAACAACGGGCAGCAAAACGUCGAACUUACCAGUGCCUUAUAGCUAGAUCACCCUGCUGGGUAUCCUUUGGAUGCAGAAAGAUGGCAUCAAAAGGGGUACCGGUUUAAAACGGUAGUGACGUCGUCACAAUAUCUCCAUUUGGCAACUCUAUAAACUACUAUACUUUUUAACCUUCAAAAUAAAGUGUCCAAAACACGCUCUUCCAAGUAAACGUGUUAGUGGGACCCAUAUGGCUGCUCCAUCCCUCAGGUGAGAUAAGGUCACAGUCGAUCUUGUUAUGUCAUGGACAUGAUUUACUGCAAUUUCGCACAUAUAUCUUUCAGUGUUGCUGAUAGAAUAUGUAUCUAUCCUGUCAUAGAUUGUAAAAGUUAGGUGCAUCCGUCUAUUUAGUUGUACAUUUUAUAUCAAGAACACCAUGACAUACAGAUACACACUUUUUCACACAGACGAACGCACAGUCAUGAACGCACAUUCACACACACACACAUACGCGUGCAAGUGCACACAAACACACACACAUAACGUUAAGUGCCCAUAGACACACACAGAGAUACACACGCGCGUUCACACAAAAAAUACCUUAUGUAAGAAUUUUUUGGCAGUGAUGAAAUAUGUUUUAUGCAGAUAACUGGCCAGGCUGAAUGGACUACCAUCUUUGACCAUGUUCUUAUCGAGGUGACUGAAGACUACUUCAAAGCAUGAACAAUUUCCGUAGCUGUUUUACAAAGCCAUGUACAAAUGUACGAUGUGGCGUGGUACGAUCAAUACAUUUGAAAUGUACUUCACACGAAAGCCUGAAGGGUAUUUCUGAUUCACUGAGGUGUUACGUACGCGCACCUAGCCACAAGUACUCACUUGUGAUGAGUGUUAGGUAAUUAGGACUGUUCAUGGAGAUCACAGGGUAAAGGCAUCUUUCAUCAGAUUUCUUGUCCUUGCCAAAGUUGGUUUGGAUCGAUAUCCGGAUGAAAACUCUUGUAACAAAAUAGUUUUGUCCGCAAUGCCAUCGAUCAUUAAUUAACAUCGGAGGCAAACACAAUGAAUAGUACAGGUAGCGUACCAUAGAAAAGCAAGUAAAAAAGCAGAUUUAAGUUCAGAUGAUGCAUCAACAAAUAAAAUGCUAUGUAUGUAUGUA
Molecule: messenger RNA, 2721 nt
Organism: Branchiostoma floridae (Florida lancelet)
Lineage: Eukaryota; Metazoa; Chordata; Leptocardii; Amphioxiformes; Branchiostomatidae
Product: CUB and sushi domain-containing protein 3-like
Exons: 9
Coding region: 368-1435 (355 amino acids)
Source: RefSeq, a predicted model, not a curated record